CCAUAGCCAGGCUACUUAAAAGGCCUCGCGUGUCUUUCUUCCAGAGGUUUUUGCAGAGCAUCUCGAGCCAGCGCCAUCGCCAAGCAAGCUCCCUCUUUUCUUUUCUCUCGCUUUCGUGUUGUUUGUCUUCUUGCUGUUUGGAUUCUUUAUGCCGUUCUGCCGCUGCCUCGAUUGCUGCUGCUGCUGCUGCCUCCUUAGCUCCUUCUCUCCAGGAAUUCAAGCUCGGAAUCCUGCAUUGGAGGUGGAGGAGGCUCGGUCACAUCUGAUCGCAAGAAAACAUGUCGCAGAUGAUGCACAAACACUCCCGAGUGCCACCAGGCUUCCGAUUCCAUCCGACUGACGAGGAACUCGUCGGCUACUACCUGCACAAGAAAGUCUCCUGCAGAAGAAUCGAUCUGGAUGUCAUUCGCGAAAUUGAUCUGUAUAAGAUGGAGCCUUGGGACUUACAAGAGAAAUGUAGGAUUGGAUCAGCAGAGCAAACCGAGUGGUACUUUUUCAGCCACAAGGACAAGAAGUACCCCACAGGAACACGAACCAACAGAGCAACCACGGCUGGUUUCUGGAAGGCGACCGGGCGGGACAAAACCAUCCACACCAAGUACAACUUCGUCGGCAUGAGGAAGACGCUGGUGUUCUACAAGGGACGAGCUCCAAACGGCCAGAAAACCGACUGGAUAAUGCACGAGUACCGCCUCGAGGACGAGCAAAGCAGCAUCACUAACAGUCCUCAGGACCAGGAUGGCUGGGUGGUAUGCCGAGUUUUCAAGAAGAAGGUGAACCUCAAAGGCCAAAAGUCCGAUUCCAGUCCUGGAUACGAAGAUCAAUCCACAUUGCUUCAAGAGAUGAGCUUACCACCGCACGGUUUCGGGAUGAUCCGAGAGAACCAGCACCAAAAGCAGCAGCACCAGCAGCAGCAAUUCUCUUGCAAGCAAGAGUUUGAGAGAAUCGACGAGUUCCCGAGCUACAACGAUCCAUUCUCCCGGCUUCCACAGCUCGAGAGCCCGUCCACCUUCAGCAUGAAGAACUCCUUCACUGCAGACAGUAGCAACAACAUCAUCAUGAGGAACAACUAUCCUCCACCAGCGUUCUCUCUCGAGGCAAUCGAGUUUGAUUCUACUGCCAAGCUCCACGAAGCCGAAGAACAGCCAUCUAUCCUCAUCCAGGCCGAGCAGCUCACGGACUGGAGAACCGUGGACAAGCUCGCGGCCGCGCAGCUCAGCCAGGAUCAAGGCGUCAAGGAGACGAGGUACCUCGAGAGCAAUGAUGACUACUCUGGAGAAGUAGCACUGCUGUUGCGAUUGAGCAAGCAGGACAUCGAUCGCUCCAGCAGCGAUGGAGAGCUCUGGAGCUUCCGAGACACCAACAGUCUCUAGAAAAUCGAAGGGAAAAAAGAAUGAACAAAUGAAUCUAGUAGCUCAUAGAGG
Molecule: messenger RNA, 1424 nt
Organism: Selaginella moellendorffii
Lineage: Eukaryota; Viridiplantae; Streptophyta; Lycopodiopsida; Selaginellales; Selaginellaceae
Product: NAC domain-containing protein 105
Exons: 4
Coding region: 279-1373 (364 amino acids)
Biological process (GO): regulation of DNA-templated transcription
Molecular function (GO): DNA binding
Source: RefSeq, a predicted model, not a curated record